UGAGCCUGAGUGAUAUUUUGAGUGUACCCAGCAAUCAGCCACGCCCCUCUAUCCUUCCAAAAUGCCGAUGAUUGAUUCAGGAUCGAUCGACAUUAUCAACAUUGAUAAGCUUUUCGAAACAGCCAUGAAAGGCAAGUGGGACAAAGUUGUGUAUGCUUAUACCAACCUCUCCUGCGAAAUCAUAGAGCAUCAUAACAACAUGGAGACUGCAUUGCACGUUGCUGUAGCAUGUGGUGAGACAAAGCAUGUACGGGACAUAGUCGCAGGGAUACCCCAAGGCGAUCUUUUGGAGAUCCUGAAGAUGAAGAAUGAUCAGGGAGACACACCUCUUCACUUGGCCGCAGCAAUCGGGAACUUGGAUUUGUGUUGGUGCAUAUCUUCCCAAGACAAAAGCCUCAUUGCUGAAAGAAAUAAGGAAGGUGAGACUCCGCUUUUUCAAGCUGCCCGCCACGGCCAAGAGAAGGCGUUCUUUUACCUGCGAUACCGUUAUGGCGAGUCAGACAUUCCCCUGGACAUGCUGAUCAAGAAUGGCGAUACCAUUCUUCACUUUGCCAUCAAGGGAGAAUACUACGGGUUUGCACUUCGAAUUAUACAUUGUUACCCAGAACUUGUGGACACCAUGAACGAAAAUAAUCUGACACCUCUACAUGUACUGGCGCUUCAGCCCCGCUCGUUCCGAUCAAUUGGUUCUUUCGAUCUAGGCCCAUAUUCUGUCAUCCCAUACAUAUGCACAUACGUCCCAGAACACACAUGGGAUGAAGAGCAGGACAGAAGAGACUUUGAAGAAACUGGGCAGCGCAGUGGCAAUGAUGUUUCACAAUGCCCACAUAUCAUCAACGAUCUCUACCGCCUUAUAUUCUGUCGCGGCCGCAGCAAUGCAAGUGGUAGUGCAGAUGAUGCAGAGAAAAAUUUACAAGGACCAAAUCGAGGAUCGAUUAAUAAGAAAAUGGAUCAUUGCUGCGGACAAACCCUGGCAAUUUGCAAAGGACUAAUCGAGAUUUUGCUCUUCACAACAAGAUUUAUUUUGUCGUUCAUUGCAACCGUGACCUACGUCCCACUCCUUCGUGGCAGGAUUCGGGCGGCAAUUAGGAUGAGGAGAAAGCACUGCCUAGCUGCACAACUCGUCAAAAAGCUGCUUGACAAAGGGAAAGCUUCCAUGUAUCCUGAAGUUAAAGAAGAUGCAGCAUCAAGUACCUCAAAAGGCACGGGCAAUGAACCUACAAAAGAUCUGUCCCUGUGCGAGACUCCACUACUGACAGCGGCAAAGCUGGGGAUCUUCGAAAUGGUAGACUUGAUUCUCGACAGGUUCCCAGAGGCCAUUAAAGAUAUGGACAACAAGAGGAAGAACGUGGUGUUACUGGCAGCGGAGAAUCGACACGUGGGAGUCUACAUGGCCCUAGAGAGGCUGAAGUGGGUGCACCGGAGCGUCUUCUGCCAAGUCGAUGACGAUGGCAACAGUGCUCUGCACUUGGCUUCUCGGUACGAUGAAAAUCGAUGUCGGGAACUUCAGCAGCCAGUAAUGAAGAUGUCAAGCGAAUUUCUAUGGUAUCAGUACGUUAAAAACUCUAUGCCGUCAAACUCUUUUGCUGUAAGAAACAACGCUAGGCAGACUGCUGAGGAGAUCUUAAUCGAAUCACACAAAGAACUGAGAAAAGAAGCGCAUAAGUGGCUCACCACGACCUGCUCUGCGUACUCAUUGAUCGCAACCCUGACUGCAACGGUUGCCUUUGCCACAAUAUCGACCAUUCCUGGAGAGUACAAGGAUGAUGGGAGACCGAGACUUGAAGGGGAAGUCGCAUUCAAUGUCUUCUCCAUCUCUUCGCUCACCGCCUUCUGCACUUCCAUGUCUGCCACUGUCUUCUUCAUCACCAUUCUCACGGCCCGACAUGAGCUGGAGGACUUUACAGCAAUCCUGCCCUGGCAGCUUCAGUUCGCCUGGACCUCUCUCUUUGUAUCCAUUGCUAGCAUACUUGUCUGUUUCAGCUCGGGAUUCUACUUCAAUAUGGGGAACAUCAACAAGCUACACGGUUUUUCAUACCUGAUAUUCGCAGUGAUGUGCUUGCCAGUGACCCUGUUCGCCAUCAUUCAAUUCCCAGUGUACUUCCACGUAUUCGCCAUCCCUUCAAGGAGGAAGAAACUUCCAGCAUGACAUUGAUGCUCAUUAGUUCGAUCUGAGUCAUAUAUUGUCUGAAAUGCUGAUAAAAAAUCAUCUUGAAGAUUUGUUUUGCUUGGAGUGAGUGUUGUCUGAUUUGGUGUGAAGAUUGAAGAACUCAUGUCAAUUAUGCUUCUGUUUAAGAUCUAUACAUGUACUAUUAUAAUUUUGCAAUCAAACAUGUGAGUCAAAUUAACGAGUGGAUGCAAAAACUUUUUUUCUUAAA
Messenger RNA from Punica granatum (pomegranate), 2378 nucleotides. The record is from RefSeq and is a predicted model, not a curated record. Lineage: Eukaryota; Viridiplantae; Streptophyta; Magnoliopsida; Myrtales; Lythraceae.